This is a messenger RNA of Gloeophyllum trabeum ATCC 11539, 974 nucleotides long. RefSeq lists its product as uncharacterized. The transcript has 3 exons. The record is from RefSeq and is a predicted model, not a curated record. NCBI's taxonomy places the organism in Eukaryota, Fungi, Basidiomycota, Agaricomycetes, Gloeophyllales, Gloeophyllaceae. Bases 49 to 738 code for a protein of 229 amino acids.
GCAGGUUGCACCUCCUAUCUCCUCUUGAGCGAGUGUCAUACAUUGAAGAUGUCAAAACCCGUCUUAGUGGACAGAAGUCGCCAGGAGGCCACUCCGGUUACAAAACCAAAACAUCGUUUCGCGGGCCUGUGGCAGGUCGAAAACGUUGAUGUUCUCGCGAAGUCACCUCCACGUGAUAGACACGGAAGUCCACGCAGUCACCGUCGCACCGAGGAUUCUUUCCACCUCAACUUCAGCAAAUGCGGUCUUGCUUUAGACUUCCCCCGCCCCCCUCCGUCGCCUUCUUCCUCCCAAAUGAAGAUGAGCCGAAUGUCGACACCAUCUCUCACGAGCUGUUCUAGUGAGGACACGAGCAGCACAGAAUUGCCGGAGCUCCCUCCGAAGCUCCCUCCGAAACAUGAGGGACGUGGCAAGCCACUACCCUCCCUCGAGGACGAGGUCGAAGAACUCUCCGUAUCAGGAGACGAAUCCUUCUUACCCUCGCUGACGGACGACGAAGACGACGCCUUCGGUGAAGAGGAGGAAGCUGGAUAUGACGAGCAGGACGACGUCGACGACGACAGUCGCUGGUAUGCUCGACAGCUCGAAGAGAUGUUGGCCAUGUCCUCCCCUGCUCAGCCUUCGUUAUCCGCACCUCGCGGGAUACACAUCAGUCGGUUCAGGUCACAUCGACACAGCGACAGCGUCGUCGACCCGACAAAUCCACCCUUAGCAAGGUGGAAACGGACCUCCAACUGACCCUUCCACCGCACAUACGGACGUUAUCGCACGUUGUUACAUAUCAGGGACAUCCUUCGUCGCCAUCAUUGUUGCAUACACGAGUAUUAUUAUCACCACCUGCACAUAUACAACUCAGCAGACCUUUGUAUCUACUAUACCAUGCCCUCGUCUGCCCCCGUGUCUGUAUAAUUCUCGUUACAAGUCGUUACCGUCAUCGUUUACUUGUUAUUGUACAUGGCGUGUAAACCUACUAC